Rhincodon typus (whale shark) is the source of this 3928-nucleotide messenger RNA. It is a transcript of the gene ccdc33, whose product is annotated as coiled-coil domain containing 33. The transcript has 24 exons. The coding region runs from base 355 to 3651 and encodes 1098 amino acids. The record is from RefSeq and is a predicted model, not a curated record. Lineage: Eukaryota; Metazoa; Chordata; Chondrichthyes; Orectolobiformes; Rhincodontidae. Gene Ontology annotation, cellular component: peroxisome.
UCCAAACCAAAAACAGGCGAUCUGAGAUCAAGGGCUGCUUUUGGAUUUCAGUACAAAGUGCCUGUUUACCAUUCCAUUUGAGGCAGCAUUCCUCCUGCAGUCAAGGCACAGGUAAUAUUACACUGAGUGAAUUGUGAAUUCUUUUGUUGCUCGUAGCUGUCUUUCCAAGCAAUGGAUCAGAGGAAACCAUUAGGAUCUGUCUUCCUGCUGAAAUUAAAUGGGCAUCCAUUCAGUUAUCAGAUCUGCCUGGUGCCUCAAAUGCAUGACCUGCUUGAAUUUUGUUUCUGUCCAGUGGCAUUUGAAGUGGGGAGAGCAGUUGCAAAAGCUCUUUGCAAAAAGAAAAAAGACUGAAGUAUGCAUAGGUCACGGUUGAGAAUCGAAGACAAGGAGCUUGACUUUGAGUUUGAAAUCAUCAAUGUUCAGUUUAAUGAGGUGGGACGAUACAUCUUGAGACUGACAGUGGAAAACCCACUUCUGGAAGGUUCUGGGACAGGGGUGCGGCUACAAGUGAAUGAUGGUGAUAUGUUAUCCACCAACACAGGAGCCACUGAUGUCAUUGCACAGACCAAUGUUAAUGAAAUCCAGGCUGUCCUCAAAAAAAAAUUCAUCUUCAGGCUUCCUAAAGGUUACUGUCAAAAUGAUAAGAACCAUGAUGUACGAUUACACAUUGAAGCCUUUCGAGUAACUGGCACAUCCCUGAGGAGUGGAACAAAGGAAGGAGAGGCCUUUUUUGCCAUCUAUCCGCGCACUAACGCCCCCAGAAUAAAUGUUUUUGCAAAGGAAAACGAGGACUUUUACUGUUACAGCAUCAUUGUGGCCCUGUUACGUGUCCAGGACGAUGAGCUCACAAUGCAUUGUGGGAGGAUGGCAUGUAACGUGUCCUUUCACAUGGUGAGAUUCCCGAAGGACAUGGUGUCCCAGACUGACUCCUCGAUGCUGCUGCGUGAGGAGGGAGGGCCGUCUGACCUCAUCACCCCAGGCUCACACCCGCCAGCACUGCACGCGCCUUUAACUGCGUCACCACAGCAACAGGCGCCCACUCCAACAUCGCCUUCAUCCAUCCCUCAGGAUGAAACUGUAGAAGAAACCAAUGCGAGGCCUCCUGAAGAAAGUCCGUCUCCUAGUCUAGCAGAAGUGUGUACCAGACAUCAACGGCUGCCAAGUGAUUCCAGCUUCCAUCUUUCGUCACCUGCGGGUACUCCUGUGAGGAUGCCUGAAGGACCUCCUUACACACACGUCAUAGAAACACCACCUGGAAUGACUGAAGCAACGCUGUCUUCCCUAGCCAAUGAGGAGCACGUUUCAAGGCCUGGCAAGGAAUCUAUUAGCAUAAUCCUGCAUAGAGCGACAGAUAUACCAGCCCUCAGUGAUGGCUCGGUGCCUCAACCCUUCGCAACAGUUAAGAGUGGAUCAGAUGGUGAGAAUCACCAGAGAGCUCAGGGUGUUACCCAUGCCACCACUGAACCCACCCAUUCGCCGUCCUGGGAGGAGAAGCUGACAGUGGAAAUAGACGAUAGAAGUGCCGAGGAUGAAGUGGUGAUCCUGGAUGUAGCAGACAGCAGAACCAAGGAGCUGUUGAUUAGUUACCGCAUUCCUGUUGUCUACUUGCAGGUGUUCCGUCAUUACCACGUCGAGCUGGUGCAGCCCCAUCCCAGUGCCCCAUUGGGCAUUCGACUAUACAUUACCAUCGUUCGAAAAGCCAGCACCAUCCCUCGUCAAGAAGGCUUUACUUUCACUGGUUUGGAGGUUCUGCUUCGAGGUAUGGAGAAUCCAUUGAAGGACCCUGUAGGCCCCCUCCUUGCAGUGGCCAGAAUAGUGCCUGAUCAUGAAUCCUACAAAAAUGCAAUAUUGGUGAAGAAUCCCUGGCUGGCUGGCAUUUAUGCCAUUGCAGUAAAGUGUCCAAGUCCGCACCAGUCCUUUUUUGAUGUUCCUCAGCAUGCCAGUCAAGGUCAUCCCCAGGUAUCCCCUGUGGGUAAUCCUCAGGAGCAGCCAGUCUGGGAUUAUUCCUUUCUGUUCCAAGGCCGGGAAUGUGCUACCAUCUUCACUGCAGGAUCUGCACUCGUGCUGGAGUACUAUUCCAUCACCAGUGUGAUGAACACCAUCAGCUGGUACAUCCGCAGCCCACUCGGGUUCUCGGUGGUGCCCCUGGACCAGGGUGCCUACCACACACUGAUGGCAGAGAGUGGAGGCCGUGGAUUGCGGGUAGACGGCUUACCUGUGCAGGGCAACAACUUGAGAACAAUAUCCAACACCACUCCCACUGUUGGUCUCGUUCUCCGUCUCAUUGCCUCCGAGAGGCCGGAUUCAACUCUUACUGCCGUGGAUCCCCGCCAAUUGCCUAGCCUGGAUUUAAAAUCGUUGGCCAGCCCCCAACAACAAGCCACAAAUGUGGCAUUUCCUGCGGUCAACCUGGAAAUAUCUUCCAGACCACACCCACCAAAUAGGGAAGAGUGGAGCCUGUUACCAACCCAGGAUGGAACUGCAGUACUACCAGCAACUCAUUGUGAAAAGCUUCAGCAGGACAGAGUUAACCUUCCGUCCUAUGAUGCACUGGCUCAAAUUCUUCCGGAGUACAACUACCUUUUCCGCAGUCCUCACCUGAUGGAGAAACAAGAGAAGGAACAACAGCAGCCGGUCCGACCUCCCAAUCCUCUCCAGGCCCAACAGACUGCAGUGCCCUCAAAGAAAAGGGAACCUCCAAUUGAUGACCAUGCUGAAAACCAGGAAAUUCGACGUCAUGAAACAGAGGAGUUGGAUAAUUACCGGACUGCAAUGCAGAAGAUGGCUGAAGACAUCAUUAACCUGAGGAAAGACGUCGCGAGGUUGGAGGUUGAAAACAGCAAACUGCGGAGCGAGCUGAGCUCCCAUCAAGACCUCGGCCGCAUUCUACUGGACGACACCGACAUCGAUGUGAUGACAAAAGCAGAAAUAGCUGACAGAAUAGUUUUAUUAAGGCAGAAACUGGCCACAGAGACUGCGGAGCUUCUGAAUUGCAAAGACAAAGUGCAGCAGCUUCAGAAUGAAUUGAUACGGAAAAAUGACCGUGAAGCUGAGCUUUUGAGGUCACAGAAAGCCCAUCAGCAGCAGUUAGCUGUGCUACACAAAUACCAUGAAAAAAUGCACAAAUCAAAGAUUCUGGAAGACACUAUACGGCAGCAGGAAAAGGUUAUCGAAAGAAUGGAGACUCUUUUGGACAAAAAGUUGAAAGAGAGACCAAGAGCAAAGCCUGAAGCAUCUAAAAAGCAUGCAGUGAACACUGAAGACAACAUAAGGAAAGAGGUGGAGUCUGUUCUGUUGGCAGAGAAUGCCCGGUUGAGGGAAGAGAUUGAAAGGUUACGCCUACAGCCUGCACCCAUCAUUGUUCAGCAUCCCAUGCACUCACUGAAGGAGUCCCUUACCGACUCAGAGAAACUAAGUCUUUUAGCAAAAUUGGAGAAGACGCAGAGACGCGUACAGACGCUGGAGACGCUGUUGGAGGAGAAUUCACGGAAAUGGGGACGGGAGAAACAGGAGAUGUUGACAAGGCUGUCUGAACAUGAACAUGGUUUUACCAGAACCUCUACCAUGGUGUUGCAUGAUUUUCCUUUGAGAAAUGCUUCAGACACCGUUUUGACCCGAAAUCGACAUGGAAUGCUUGAUCCUUUGGCAUGAAUUUCCAAAGAGGAUUUCACCCGCAACAUAUUAAGAAAAUAAUUGUGCGCCGAGUCAAAUUACAAAUGAACAUCGCAGACAGUAACUAAGUCAGAGCUGGUCAUAUUUAUUUACAACUAAACAAAUUGUGCUUCCUUGUAAAAGAUUCCUCAAAGCAUUACCGUUAGAUUAUUAACAGAGACCCAGGUAGUAUUCUGGGGACGCAGGUUCAUAUCCCACUACGGCAGAUAGUGGAAUUUGAAUUCCUUAAAAAAUUGGGAAUCAACAGUCUAAUGAU